ACCCGUUUCACCGCAGUGUCACCGUCACCGCUCGACACUGUGAUGAUUACCAGCAACAUGGCGGACAAUGAAUCCGUGGAGUGUAUAACGGAGCACGAACGGAUUUUGCAAGAAAUUGAGAGCACCGACACCGCUUGUGUCGGUCCGACACUUCGAUCUGUGUACGAUGACCAGCCUAAUGCCCACAAGAGGUUUAUGGAGAAGCUUGAGGUCAGGAUCCGUAACCAUGACAGAGAAAUAGAGAAGAUGUGUAACUUCCACCACCAGGGGUUUGUGGAUGCCAUCACCGAGCUGCUCAAAGUCCGUGCCGACGCAGAGAAACUGAUGGGCCAGGUUACCGACACGAACAGAAGACUGCAAGACGCCGGCAGAGAGGUGACAGCCCAAACGGAGGAGGUGAUUCGCUGUCGGAUACAGCAGAGGAACAUGACUACCACUGUGGAGAGACUACAGCUGUGUAUACCUGUCCUAGAAAUGUACAAUAAAUUGAAGGAGCAGCUGGAAUCCAAAAGGUACUAUGCUGCGUUGAAGACCAUGGAGCAGCUGGAGAAGGUGUACAUCCCCCGGGUCAGCCGCUACCGCUUCUGUCAGAUCAUGGCUGAGAACCUGCCCGAGCUCAGAGAGGACAUUAAGGACAUCUCCAUGUCCAACCUCAAGGACUUCCUGGAGAGCAUCAGGAAACACUCAGACAAGAUCGGAGAGACCGCCAUGAAACAGGCUCAGCAGCACAGGACGUUUAACAGUGUGGUUCAGAAGCAUGACAGUGGUAUGGGCUACAGCAGGCCAGUCUACUCCCUGAACGGCCGGACGCCAACGCAGCACAACGGCCUAGCGGCGGAGGAGGGAGUAGACCAACCAGAGGAGGAGGGAGUGGAGGAGGACCAAUCAGAGGAGGAGGUAUUAACAGCCCAGGACCUGGUGGACUUCUCUCCUGUUUACAGAUGUCUCCACAUCUACACCGUUCUGGGUGACAGAGAGACGUUUGAGAACUACUACAGGAAACAGAGGAAGAAACAGGCUAGGCUGGUGCUGCAGCCCCAGUCUAACAUGCAGGAGACCGUGGAGGGUUACCGGCGCUACUUCAAUCAGAUCGUAGGCUUCUUCCUGGUGGAGGACCACGUUCUGCACUCCACACAGGGACUGUUGACCAGAGCCUUUACUGAUGAACUGUGGAACAUGGCCCUGUCUAAGAUCACUGCCGUGCUCCGAACACACUCUUCGUACUGCAGCGAUCCUGACCUGGUGCUGCAGCUGAAGAACCUCAUUGUCAUAUUUGCAGACACAUUACAGGGUUAUGGCUACCCAGUGAACAGACUGUUUGACCUGCUGUUUGAGAUCAGAGACCAGUACAAUGAAACGCUGCUGAAGAAAUGGGCUCUGGUGUUCAGGGAGAUCUUUGAACUGGACAACUACAGCCCUAUCCCCGUAGACACUGAAGAAGAGUACAAGUCUGUCGUUAGUAGAUUCCCCUUCCACGACGCAGAAAUUGAAAAGCAAGACUUUCCAAAGAAGCUACCGAUGUCUCAGUCUGUGCCUCAGAUCUACGUUCAGGUCAAAGAGUUCAUCUACGCCAGUCUGAAGUUCUCCGAGUCACUGCAUCGCAGCUGGACAGAGAUCGAUGACAUGCUCCGUAAAUCCACCAACCUGUUGUUGACGAGGACACUGAGUGGCUGUCUACAGAACCUCAUCAAGAAACCCCAUAUCGGACUAACUGAGUUGGUCCAGAUCAUCAUUAACACAACCCACCUGGAGCAGGCCUGUAAAUACCUGGAGGACUUCAUCACCAACAUCACCAACGUCUCACCUGAGACCGUGCACACCACGCGGCUCUACGGACUUUCCACCUUUAAGGAUGCACGCCAUGCAGCGGAAGGAGAGAUCUACACCAAACUGAACCAGAAGAUAGAUGAGUUUAUCCAGCUGGCAGACUAUGAUUGGGGCAUGCCGGAGUCGGACGGCCAGGCCAGUGGAUACCUCAUGGACCUCAUCAACUUCCUCCGCAGCACCUUCCAGGUCUUCACACACCUGCCGGGUAAAGUGGCCCAGACAGCCUGUAUGUCAGCGUGUAAGCACUUGUCCACGUCCCUGACGCAGAUGCUGUUGGACAGCGAGCUGAAACAGAUCAGUAUGGGAGCCGUUCAGCAGUUCAACCUGGACGUCAUACAGUGUGAAUUGUUCGCCAGCUCAGAGCCUGUCCCAGGAUUCCAGGGAGACACUUUACAGCUGGCAUUCAUCGACCUCCGACAGCUGCUGGACCUGUUCAUGGUGUGGGACUGGUCUACGUACCUGGCUGACUACGGACAGCCCACCUCCAAGUACCUUCGGGUCAACCCCUCCACUGCACUAGCACUUUUGGAAAAAAUGAAGGACACCAGUAAGAAGAACAACAUAUUUUCUCAGUUCAGGAAGAAUGACCGAGACAAACAGAAGCUGAUUGAGACGGUGGUGAAACAGCUGAGGAGCCUGGUCAAUGGGAUUCAACACUCCUAGAACACACACACAGAUGGACAGAGACACACACACACCAACCAGCCAUGUCUCAACACUCCUAGAACACACACACAGAUGGACAGAGACACACACACACCAACCAGCCAUGUCUCAACACUCCUAGAACACACACACAGACGGACAGACAGACAGACAGACAGACAGAGACACACACACACACAGAGACACACACACACACACACACACAGACAGAGACACACACACACACACACACCAACCAGCCAUCACCUUUCAGUUUCACCAGAUUCCAUGCAUCGUGUAAAUAAAGAGAAGACACACACACACACACACACACACACACACGAGACAUCAAGCUAAAACAGUUUCUCUGUCAGUACUGAGAAAAAGAGUGAAAUGUUUGAAAUGUAUUUUUGAAAGCCUACUAUGUUUUGUAUAUAGUGAGAGUGCAGUGAUUUGUAUCACCACGGUGAUGUAAGGAAUGUAAAGAUGGCAUCUCAGAUGAAGACUGGACAGGAAACUGAUGUUCACUGGGUGAAGUGGCCCAGAUAGGGGACUGAGCCAUGAAGUAUAGGCUCCAAUCGCCCGAGCCCUAUCCGCCCUGCUCUAAAGUAGUGCACUAUAUAGGGAAUAGGACCCUGUUCUAAAGUAGUGCACUAUAUAGGGAAUAGGGCCCUGCUCUAAAGUAGUGCACUAUAUAGGGAAUAGGGCCCUGGUCUAAAGUAGUGCACUAUAUAGGGAAUAGGACCCUGUUCUAAAGUAGUGCACUAUAUAGGGAAUAGGGCCCUGUUCUAAAGUAGUGCACUAUAUAGGGAAGAGGGCCCUGGUCUAAAGUAGUGCGCUAUAUAGGGAAUAUGACCCUGUUCUAAAGUAGUGCACUAUAUAUGGAAUAGGGCGCUGGUCUAAAGUAGUGCACUAUAUAGGGAAUAGGGCCCUCCUCUAAAGUAGUGCACUAUAUAGGGAAUAGGGCCCUGGUCUAAAGUAGUGCACUAUAUAGGGAAUAGGGCCCUGGUCUAAAGUAGUGCACUAUAUAGGGAAUAGGACCCUGUUCUAAAGUAGUGCACUAUAUAGGGAAUAGGACCCUGGUCUAAAGUAGUGCACUAUAUAGGGAAUAGGGCCCUGCUCUAAAGUAGUGCACUAUAUAGGGAAUAGGACCCUGUUCUAAAGUAGUGCACUAUAUAGGAAUAGGACCCUGUUCUAAAGUAGUGCACUAUAUAGGGAAUAGGAUCCUGGUCUAAAGUAGUGCACUAUAUAGGGAAUAGGACCCUGUUCUAAAGUAGUGCACUAUAUAUGGAAUAGGGCGCUGGUCUAAAGUAGUGCACUAUAUAGGGAAUAGGACCCUGCUCUACAGUAGUGCACUAUAUAGGGAAUAGGACCCUGGUCUAAAGUAGUGCACUAUAUAGGGAAUAGGACCCUGGUCUAAAGUAGUGCACUAUAUAGGGAAUAGGACCCUGCUCUAAAGUAGUGCACUAUAUAGGGAAUAGGACCCUGUUCUAAAGUAGUGCACUAUAUAGGGAAUAGGGCCCUGCUCUAAAGUAGUGCACUAUAUAGGGAAUAGGACCCUGUUCUAAAGUAGUGCACUAUAUAGGGAAUAGGGCCCUGCUCUAAAGUAGUGCACUAUAUAGGGAAUAGGGCCCUGGUCUAAAGUAGUGCACUAUAUAGGGAAUAGGACCCUGUUCUAAAGUAGUGCACUAUAUAUGGAAUAGGGUGUGAUUUGGGACAUGUCCUGGAAGAUCUCUACAUCGCUCCAUAAUGCAGUACUGGGUGGAGUUAGUUUCUACUGUAAAUAUAUUGGAGAAUAUUUAACACUACAGAGAAUCACGCUGGUUGGGUCACAAAUGUCGUCAUAUUUCCACAGGGCUCUGGUCAAUGGCAGGGAUUCACUCUCUCCCUGUCUCUGCCAGUCAUUCAGCUCUCUCCCUGUCUCUGCCAGGCAUUCAGCUCUCUCCCUGUCUCUCCCUGUCUCUGCCAGUCAUUCAGCUCUCUCCCUGUCUCUGCCAGUCAUUCAGCUCUCUCCCUGUCUCUGCCAGGCAUUCAGCUCUCUCCCUCUCUCUCCCUGUCUCUGCCAGGCAUUCAGCUCUCUCCCUGUCUCUCCCUGUCUCUGCCAGGCAUUCAGCUCUCUCCCUGUCUCUCCCUGUCUCUGCCAGGCAUUCAGCUCUCUCCCUGUCUCUCCCUGUCUCUGCCAGUCAUUCAGCUUUCUCCCUGUCUCUCCCUGUCUCUGCCAGGCAUUCAGCUCUCUCCCUGUCUCUCCCUGUCUCUGCCAGGCAUUCAGCUCUCUCCCUGUCUCUCCCUGUCUCUCCCUGUCUCUGCCAGUCAUUCAGCUUUCUCCCUGUCUCUGCCAGUCAUUCAGCUCUCUCCCUGUCUCUGCCAGUCAUUCAGCUUUCUCCCUGUCUCUGCCAGUCAUUCAGCUCUCUCCCUGUCUCUGCCAGGCAUUCAGCUCUCUCCCUGUCUCUGCCAGUCAUUCAGCUCUCUCCCUGUCUCUCCCUGUCUCUGCCAGGCAUUCAGCUCUCUCCCUGUCUCUCCCUGUCUCUGCCAGUCAUUCAGCUUUCUCCCUGUCUCUCCCUGUCUCUGCCAGGCAUUCAGCUCUCUCCCUGUCUCUCCCUGUCUCUCCCUGUCUCUGCCAGGCAUUCAGCUCUCUCCCUGUCUCUGCCAGGCAUUCAGCUCUCUCCCUGUCUCUCCCUGUCUCUGCCAGGCAUUCAGCUCUCUCCCUGUCUCUCCCUGUCUCUGCCAGGCAUUCAGCUCUCUCCCUGUCUCUGCCAGGCAUUCAGCUCUCUCCCUGUCUCUCCCUGUCUCUGCCAGGCAUUCAGCUCUCUCCCUGUCUCUCCCUGUCUCUGCCAGGCAUUCAGCUCUCUCCCUGUCUCUGCCAGGCAUUCAGCUCUCUCCCUGUCUCUCCCUGUCUCUGCCAGUCAUUCAGCUUUCUCCCUGUCUCUCAAAAUGACCUGCAUAAACAUGGUUCCAUUGUUUAAACCCAGUACAGGACAGAGAGCUUUGUUAAUUUACACCCAAAAUCAUGUUUUUUUUUUUAUUAGCUAAAUCAAUUUCUUGCAUCCCAAAUUCUAGUUGUUUUUGUUCCUCAGGUUAAAUGAAAGCUUUUGGUUGUCAAAUGCUUUAGAUUCUACCGCUAAGACAUUUCAAACAGCAAUAAUGAUCUCAUCCACCUGCAGGUUCUGCUUAAAGGACGACUUCUGUCUCACAUCUGAAUUCACAUGUCAUAGUUAUGGUUUUUAAUCUGCUUUUUAACAGGCAUUUUGCCCUGAAUAGCUAUUAUUUCAGUUAGCCUUUAUUUAAUCUUAAUAGUUGCUUGUAAAUGUCCUUGUACAUACUGCAUAUUUUGUAAAGAAAGUAAGAAUGCGGUUUAAUUCUGUUACGAAUAAAAGGAGUUUGUUGUUCUGA
Molecule: messenger RNA, 5862 nt
Organism: Oncorhynchus keta (chum salmon)
Lineage: Eukaryota; Metazoa; Chordata; Actinopteri; Salmoniformes; Salmonidae
Gene: exoc6
Product: exocyst complex component 6
Exons: 21
Coding region: 43-2490 (815 amino acids)
Biological process (GO): Golgi to plasma membrane transport; intracellular protein transport; exocytosis
Cellular component (GO): membrane; exocyst
Source: RefSeq, a predicted model, not a curated record